UCAAUUAAGACUCAAGUCACGUCUUACUGUCUUAGAGAGGGAGAGAAAUAAUGGGAGAGAGACAGGGAGAGAAGAAGAUGGAGCAGAGACUCGUAGAGGCAGCCAUUCAAGGGAAAACGGCCUCACUGAAACAAAUACUUGGCGAAGAUCCGCUGAUUCUUCGACGAGUAAAGAUGGUUUGUUUCGUCUACACUCCUCUCCACGUGGCCGCGUCCGAGGGGCACCUGGAAUUUGUCCGGGAGCUGUUGGAUAACAAGAAGGCACUCGCCCGAGUGCUGGACAACCGGCGGUGGUCGGCCCUCCACCUGGCGGCGGCCAACGGACACGACAAGAUUGUGGAAGUUUUAGUGGAAGCUAACGCCAACAUGUGCUUGACUCUGGACGGCGACGGCAGAAAUCCUCUGCAACUGAUUCAUGAGUUGCUCAAAGCCAUAGAUGGCGGCGACAACACCAUCCUUCAUCUGGCUGUCAAGACCAAGAAAUUUGAGGUCGUGAUGUUGUUGCUUGAUAAAAUAAAAGAUCAAGUGAAAGCGACGAAAAUUCAAAAGAGAGACAUCCCCUUAAACACAAUAAACAAAUGCGGGUGCACAGCUCUAGACAUUCUGGAGAAAUUCAAAUCUUCUGAAGUACAAGAUUUUAAAAAAGUCAAGAAGAAGUUUAAAAGAGCUGGUGCCUUGAAAGCUGCUACCUUGAAAGCUGCUGCCUUGAAAGCCGAAGAAGUCAAUCAGCUUGAGGGGCUAUACAAGAGGCAGAAUACGUUGAUGGUGGUGGCGUCGCUUAUCGCAACCGUGGCUUUCCAAGCCGGGGUGACCCCUCCCGGUGGUGUCUGGCAAGAGAGUGGAAGAGACAAAAUCACAAACGAGAUCCAUAUGGCUGGAGAAGCUGUGAUGGCUUAUAACCACCCAGAGAGAUAUACAUUGUUCUUUAAUGCCAACACAAUAGGAUUUGCGUCAUCACUAAGCGUAAUUCUGUUUCUAGUGACCGGAUUGCCCUUCAAGAAAAAGUUGUUUACACGGAUCAUGGUGCUGAUCAUGUGCCUCACAGUUACAGCCAUGGCACUUACAUACGCUUAUUCAAUCAUCGCGAUCAUCACCCCGCCAGAGAAAUUGGGAACUGUCAGCCGUUCCAUUUCUUUUGGGGUACAAGUUUGGUGCGUGGUGAUCUGUGUUAUUGUGGUAAUCCACACCACUCCCUUGCUGAACAGGUGGUUGAAGGUCAUCUGGGAUAUAAUACGGCCACUGAUGAAGAAGUUCAUGGAAUUCAUCUCAGCGUGGUUGAAGGACAGCUGGGAUAUAAUACGACCACUGAUGGAGAAGUUCAUGAAAUUCAUCUCACCUUCAAGUAACCAACGCCUACCAACUUCAUCUGAUGGGAAUGAACCUCGACCCGCUCCAGCUUAAUGGGAACGGGAACAUAAUUUGAUCUAUAAUUAGCCUUAUCCGCGAGUUUGAAUUAGUGAAAGGAAGAUGGCAUAAUUGAUGGACUGAGUAGAGAUCUCUUUUAGAAUGUGUUAAAUGUAUUAUUAUUGCCUUCUAGUUCCUUUUUAUGGAAAUUGAAUAAUUUCUUCGAAGUCGAAUCAGGUUAUAUAUGUUGCUCUAUUGUUCAGGAA
Molecule: messenger RNA, 1609 nt
Organism: Diospyros lotus (date-plum)
Lineage: Eukaryota; Viridiplantae; Streptophyta; Magnoliopsida; Ericales; Ebenaceae
Product: ankyrin repeat-containing protein ITN1-like
Exons: 3
Coding region: 51-1400 (449 amino acids)
Cellular component (GO): plasma membrane
Molecular function (GO): protein phosphatase 1 binding; protein phosphatase regulator activity
Source: RefSeq, a predicted model, not a curated record